Molecule: messenger RNA, 1398 nt
Organism: Eufriesea mexicana
Lineage: Eukaryota; Metazoa; Arthropoda; Insecta; Hymenoptera; Apidae
Gene: Teh4
Product: tipE homolog 4 phospholipid transfer protein
Exons: 5
Coding region: 1-1386 (461 amino acids)
Biological process (GO): regulation of sodium ion transport
Cellular component (GO): plasma membrane
Molecular function (GO): sodium channel regulator activity
Source: RefSeq, a predicted model, not a curated record
AUGGGUCGGAAGCACAAGCGUCGCCUGAUACCGGAACAGGAUCGCAGGAUAUGCGGCAGCAUCUGCUUCUGUCAGUUCACCAUUGUCAUCAGCUGCGUGGCGUUGGUUUAUCUGAGCGUGGCAAUCUAUAUGCCGUCCCACAGAGCCUUUCACGCCGGGAUCGAUCCCGAUCCAGUCAUGUGCCAAACCGUUAAUACCACCUUAACUAAUAAUUGCGGCUGGGCGAGCUGCGGAGAAUGGUGCUUGACGAGAACCACCGGAUUUUGCCCCCAGAUCCACGCGACCGUAAGGAGAAAUGGGACGGACAUCGUUUUCGAGAACUGCACGAAAUUCGGCAGCAUAUCCUGCCCACAGGUGAACAUAGCGUCACUGAAGAGAUACAAUUGCAACAAUGGCAGCGAGUGCAGCGUACUCUCAGGGGUGUUCAAUUGCAGCCUUGGCCACUGCGUGAACAUCAGCGAGCUAAUGUUGUGCCAUCACAAGGCUGACGGCAUGGUCGUGGACAGCGAGAAGGACAACAUGAAGCUGAAUGGCUACUUCAGCUGUCAGAACUCGAGAUGCACGAAAAUCAAGAGCCCCUUCACCUGCGAUCGUUACUGCCCGAAGAUCGCGACGUCUGACGUGAACGUGUUCCUCAUGGAGGACGACAACGUCAUCGUCGCGAAAUGCGAACGCGGCCUAGCUUUGAACAAAGCGAAUGGAAAUCUGCCUGGCACCAGGCUAACCACGCCUGUGCAAGUUUGGGAUAGCCGGAAUGGAAGCAUCAUUGCCAGCUGCUUGGUGGUGACUCAAGAGAUGAACGAAGUAAGCACGCAGGACUGCGUGAACGGCACGUUGUUAAAGGACAUCCAGGUGCCUCAGCCUAGCAUCAACUUCACGAGCUUUCUGACUAUAUACGAGAAGAGCUUGCAGUACCCGUUGGAUCCGACGAACGACUACGUGCCGGCGCAACGAUCGCUCACGAUCUACAAUAGUUCUCGCCUCUAUAUCAACUUCGAGGGUUGCGUCAACACCCUGAAAGGGGAAUGUAAAGAUUUCCUCGCCAGUCAUGGCCGGGACGGCGACAAUCAGACGGCGCAGAGCAGAUACCCCUGUUACUACAACAAGAACAACUCGUUCCUAGUCGUGGCACGUUUCGACCUGAACAAGACGCGGACCGAAUUGCUGAUCGCCAUCAUCGUGCCCUCGGGCCUGUUCGUGAUCAGUCUGACGACGCUGGUUAUCAUAACGCGGUCGGUGCAGGUGGGCGACGACGCGAAAAUGCGUUGCCGUUACUGCGUCGACAAGCAAGAGGUCGAGGGCGAGGACGAAGGACUGGUCGAGGCUACACCCUCGUCGUCGCAAGGUCAGGUGAACGAGAACGAGAUCAAAAGCAUGGCACUUUAGCAGUUUAAGCCA